Molecule: messenger RNA, 1663 nt
Organism: Uranotaenia lowii
Lineage: Eukaryota; Metazoa; Arthropoda; Insecta; Diptera; Culicidae
Product: histone acetyltransferase type B catalytic subunit-like
Exons: 5
Coding region: 175-1407 (410 amino acids)
Biological process (GO): subtelomeric heterochromatin formation
Cellular component (GO): nucleus
Molecular function (GO): histone H4 acetyltransferase activity; histone binding
Source: RefSeq, a predicted model, not a curated record
AGCGUGACAUUUUCGCAAAAAAUUGGUGGCAAACAAAAAUCUUUGUUUAAAAGUUGCUGUGCAUUUAAUAGGCAGUUUUCCUGCAAUUUUAUCUCAAAAUCUACAUUAAAACAGUUACUACCAUACUCGAAUCCAUUAAACUAACGUUCCCGGUGUCGUUCUCCCAUCAGAACCAUGACGGCGAUUUCUAGCUUGCAAAACUUCGUCACCAACGCCCUGGAUUGUACCCAGUUCCGGAUGAUCCGGGAUGAUUCGGAUUUUGAAGAUGAUUCGAUUGCCUUUCACCCGGAGAUGGCCCAUCAGAUUUUCGGGGAGCAGGAGAGCAUCUUCGGCUAUCGAGAUUUGCAAAUCGACGUGUGCUUUGCCGCUGGCCCAUUAGAUAUCUACUUCAACAUCAAGUACGGGCAAAAGGUGGAAGAAUUCUAUCAGGACGGAAUCAAAUCGGACGAUGUGGAGAAAUCGUUGGCCUCCCUGGUGGAAGAUGGAUGCUACUACACCAACCUGGAGGAAUACAAGAAAGUGCUGAAAUCGAAGGCAGGCUCGUUUAAACCGUUCGGAACCAAGAUUGACGAGUUCGAGUUGAGCGCCGGCACAUCCGAAAGUACCGGAAAACGAUCCUUUGAAGUUUGGAUGAGCGAUUGCAACGAUAAGGAAUUCUUGAAGUAUCAUGCACGAUUGGAAUCGUUUUCUUUCUGGUUUAUUGAUGCCUUCAGUCGUGUUGAACACGAUCCUUUGUGGUUGUUCUUUAUUGUUUAUGAGAAAUACUCGAAUAACAACAAUGAAACUCGUUACGCAACCGCCGGUUAUUUUACGGUUUAUCAGUAUUACUCAUACCCAGAAUUCAUAAGACCACGAAUCAGCCAAAUUCUGGUCCUGCCCCCGUUCCAAAAACUGGGAAUCGCUUCGAGACUGAUCGAACAUACGGUGCACAACUACUUUGUCCCGAUGAAAAAUGUGGCCGACAUAACUUACGAGGAACCUACCGACAUCGUUCAAAACAUUCGGUGUGUGGUUGACGCCAAAAGAUGCAUGACCCUGCCUGCAUUCGCUGAUGAUAAAUUGUCGAGUGGCUUCUCCAAAGCGAUGCUUCAGGAGGCCAAGGAAAAGUUCAAGAUCAACCCGAAGCAGUGCCGGGUGGUUUACGAAAUUCUCCGGCUUCGGGUCACCGACACCAAGAAUGCCGCUGCUUAUCGGGCCUAUCGGGUGGAGGUGAAAAAGCGCCUGAAUCUAAACGAUAGCAAACACCGACGGGAUCUGGUUCGGCUGCAGAAGCGAGGCGUCGAUGUAAGUGGGGCCUACAAAAUCCUUCCCAGUUUGGAGGACCGAAUCGAACAGCUGAAUGCCGCUUAUAAGGAGGUCGAACAAGUGUAUUAUCAGGUUAUCAAGAAGAUAAAGCUGUCACAAUAAGCUAGCGUUAUGGUUGUAAACGGUUUAGCUUCCUUGAAUAAAGCUGAUGCCGGAGGCACGUCAUUAAACAUUUCCAGAUAUCGUCGUAAAAAGUCUUGUCAAAAAUGUUUCUCAUACUCCUUUUGUUUCUGAUAUGAAUUUUUUCCUGUUUGAUCAUGUUUUUUCUCUCUUUUUAUUAUCUCACAAGUAAGUUACUGAAAAAUCACUGUUAUUAUGGUUAAGCAUUAGGCGUUAAGGAACCUUUUAGAAAUAAAAC